AUGAUGCCGCAGAACUCCCCUAAAAGCGCAUCGCAGCUGGUAUCUCUCGGGGGUCUGGGCAGACCAGCCGACUCGGGGUGUCUCUCGGCAGAUCGUGACCCAGCUGGCGGUGGGGAAGGAAGCCCUGCUGGCCCAGGAGGUGGGCGCGCUGCUGGCUGGCCUGGCACCGCAGGGAGAGUCUGCAUGUUCAUAGAGGAGAGCAGCCUGGGCCGACAGUACUGGAGGCAGAACCUGGCCCCGCUGCUGCAGCGCCUGGCCACCACCUUGCGCUGGGUACUGCAGAGCCAGCCUGCACCUGGCGGUACGUGGGACUACUUGGUCAUCAAGGUAAGAGCUAAAUUUCAGAGAGCGGGAAGGAUCAGUCCCUACAAGGAAUGGCCGGGCACUGGCAGCGAUGUCCAGGAGGGAUGUAACACACAGAGCCACUUCGAAUGGCCAUCCCUGGGGAAUCGCUGCAUUUUCAGAGGCCUGCCUCCAGCUCUUCCAGGCGCUGCCGAAGGACGUGGCCCCCCUGGUGUGGAGCACGGCGGGGAAGAGCGAGACCCUGCAGAGCCUGUUGGGAUUGCUGCUAGAGGUGGCGUGGGGGAAGGCGCGGGGGAGCUGAAGUUUGGGGAGCUGGCGGUGGAAGCCCCUCCUGUCCUGGAGCCAGAUGGGCUGGAGAAGCUGGUGCUCACUAGAGGUUUGCUGACAUGCUGCAGGACGGACAUCCUUAGCUGCCAGCUGGAGAGCUUCACCCACAAGGCCUGCCUGCUGCUGGACGUGGUCUUUCCCGCUGUGUGUGCCUUGACCAAGGAGCAGAAGGACUGCCACUACUACUGCUUCCAAGCCUGUGCCCUGUGGCUGCAGCGCCUGCAGGAGAGCCUGCCUGCCGUCUGGCACCUGACAGGGACCCGCAUCCUGGCCCAGGACACCGAGCUGCUCCAGCAGCUCACUCGGCUGGUGUGGGACAACGCCGAGACCCCGGUAAGGCUGGGGUUGCCGAAGGCCUGUGCCACGGUAGCCAGAAACAGCCCUUCCUUCAUGCGGCUCAAGCUACCGUUCCCCUGCCCAUAG
Haliaeetus leucocephalus (bald eagle) is the source of this 1053-nucleotide messenger RNA. RefSeq lists its product as uncharacterized. NCBI's taxonomy places the organism in Eukaryota, Metazoa, Chordata, Aves, Accipitriformes, Accipitridae. Gene Ontology annotation, biological process: tRNA methylation. The record is from RefSeq and is a predicted model, not a curated record. Gene Ontology annotation, cellular component: cytosol. The transcript is spliced from 6 exons. Bases 1 to 1053 code for a protein of 350 amino acids.